AUGGCUGAGCAGCUAUAGAAGAUCAGCACUUCAGACAAGACUCCUGGAGUUGAGAUCAAGUUCAGAAGCUCUUGCUCCCGGGAUUUCCUCUUCAUGCAGCCUGCCCAGGGAAACUGCAGAUCCUCAGGGGACUGAGCGCGGGGCUCCCUCCUUCCUCCCGCCUCGCUUUUUCUGUUUUUUAUUUUUUUCUUUCUCUUUUUUCUUUCUUUUGUUUUGUUUUGUUUUUCGUGUGUGCGUUUUGUUUUGAUUUUUCUCCCCUCCGCUUUGACCUCACUAUAAAGCGGGAGCUGGGGGCCGAGCGUCUUUUCGGAGCGACCGGCCGCCGGCCCGUGUCUGCGCGCCGCUAGCCGGGAUGCCUCUCCCCGCGGCGCUGCUACCGGCGCUGCUCCUGGGGCUGCUGUGGCCGGGGGCGGUGCGCGGCCGGCCGCCCCCGGGCCGCCUCCCCGCCGGGCCCCGCCAGCGGCGCUGGGACGCGGCUCUCUUCGCCCGCUCCGUGGCACGUCUCCCGGCCGAGCGCCGCGACGCCGCCCGCGACGGCGACUACCUCCUGGGCAUCAAGCGGCUGCGGCGACUCUAUUGCAACGUGGGCAUCGGCUUCCACAUCCAGGUCCUGCCCGACGGCCGCAUCGACGGGAUCCACAGCGAGAACCGAUACAGUCUGCUGGAAAUCUCCCCUGUGGAAAGAGGAGUGGUGAGCAUAUUUGGUGUUAGAAGUGGACUCUUCGUGGCCAUGAAUAGCAAAGGCAAACUCUAUGGAUCUACCCAUUUCAAUGAUGAGUGCAAAUUCAAAGAGAUCCUCCUGCCAAACAACUACAAUGCUUACGAAUCCAGGAUUUAUCCCGGGAUGUACAUAGCCCUGAGCAAAAACGGAAGAACAAAGAAAGGCAAUAAAGUAUCUCCCACAAUGACGGUGACACAUUUUCUUCCUAGAAUCUGAGACAUCUCCCUCCCGACCUACCUCAGCACAGGGGAAGACUCAGAACACGUUUGGGAAGAAAAAAAGAAACGUGGUGCACUUUUACUGGAGAGUUUUAUGCAAGAGUAGGUGUAAGAUAUUUAAAUUAAUUAUUUAAAUCUGUAUAUAUUGCCACUAAAUUUAUUUAUAGUUCUGAUUAUUAUUUUUUUUUUCCUGAGAACAAAACAAACCUCCAAGCCCAGGUAUUUCAUUUCACGGUGCAACAGUGGGAGACUUCUGCUUUGUGGUUUACUUAAUUCGUUUCCUAAGUUAUCACAGGUGUGCUGCUACUACGUGUUCUAUAACCGGUGACACUCAAUUCCUACUACAUCACAACGUUUUGCACUGUUGGUGUGUUGUAUAGCGCCUAUUGUUGUACGUGUAUUUGUUCGCUAUGUUGGCUUUGUUCCCUUCUGUGUUUUCAAAACCCCCACAACUCCCAGAGAAGCUCUUGGCCUUUGAGAAGGAGCAGCACGGAGGUGCCUGGGUGGGAUGCCGGCACGGAGCCACACACAAUGCCUGACCUCCUUUGUGCAGCGUUGCUAUUUAAUUGGAGCGGUAUCGGUUUACUUCGGUGCAGAAAGUGCGGUGCUGAAGAGCUGCCCCACAAAUCUGUUUUUAGAUCUGCCAGCGCUGAACUUUGAACUUUCCUGCAGUCAGUCUUAGAGCUGCCAGGCAGCGGAGAGGUUUAAGCACCUAUAUAAACUCAGCGGGCUUUUUAUUUUCUUUUCUAUUUAGAUAAACAGGAGCAUCAUAUUUUCGCGGCCCUUAAUGGACGCUACAUUUGAUACGAUUGCUUCAUAUUAGGCAAACAAAUUGUCUGCUCCUCCCCCCCAGAGAGCGCACUGGGACACGUGCUAUGAUGAACAGAUUAUAUACUUCAUUCAAAUCAACUUCCCUCUCAUAUUUGGGGACUACACGCAUUUGUCAAAAUCUGCAAAAAAACACUGUAAUACUCAUACGCUUUGAAAAGGCAAAGUCAUUUGCUGGUUCACUGAAAUGCAAGCUCCAUAGAGAGAAUUUAGAUUGAUUACAAGUAACCGAGGUUGUUUUGUACUAUUUAUUAUUUUUGGUGCAGUAUUUGGAAGGAGAAAUAUGCUGCUUUUUUUUUUUUUUCCUGUCUCAUUCCCUAAAAAAGUUGAUUAAUUUCUACCUCACUAACUCUCAAAGCCAACCUCCUAACAAAAUCUGCAUGGAAGGUACACGCUUUUCUGCUUGGUCUUAUAAUGUUGGAGGAGGGCUUGGGGGAAACAAUUGCUGUAAUCCCAAAUCUCUAUUUUUUUCCAUAUGUAGCCAAAAGUAUUCAAGAUAGAGUCGGUUGCAUCCUAUUUGAGCCUUGUCACGUUUGAGCUAUCUUUACCCAGUGAUUUACUUUUAGUAAGGAUAAUCAUGGUGAAAAUAUUUGCAGACAGCUGUCAGGCUGCAGUACCAUAUCGUCAUCAAGUAACCCUAUAUUUUUCUUUAUACAUUUUGCAAGAGUAACUCAAUGUCUCUAACGCGAUGAAGAAAAAGUCAGGUUUGAUUAUGGGGGAAUCUUUAAAAUGAUCCAUUUUUUCCUUUGUUCUUUCCUUCUCCUCUUUAAGUGAUACGCCACCUUUGUGGCAUCGAUACAUUAAGUUGUAACCAGGACUAACCACAACGUUUAAUGGAUUAGAGGAUGUUUACAGAUCAUCUUCAUACCUAAACUAGCCGUUUCUGACCACAUGCAAGUCUCAAGGCCGUGGGUAAUUUGAGUUCAGCUAUUUUUUUUCCUUUUACAUUCCUACAAGAAAGUAUUUGUUCUAUUGGAAUCAUAUAGACUUACCUCUAUUCUCUGCUUACACAUGACCUUGAAGACAAAAUCUACUCACCAGAGUUCAGUGAGACCAGAACAGACCAGGACCACACCUUUAAGCCAGCUGCUGCCAAAGCAAAAAUACAGUUCAAAAAAAAAAAACCAGGAAACCAAAUGGGGGAGAGCGCCCAGGAAAUGUCAUGCCUAAGGAUUUUUGUUUCUGUAAUUCAGGGGGAUUUCUCUACUUUCUAUGCGUUCUGUAUGUGAGCAAUCAUUGUGUAAUUAUCACUGCUACCUCUGCUAACAGGUGGUUUUGUCCUAAGAUUCAGACAGCAAGAUCGCAAAGAGUUUCCCUGGGAACGGUUCUUUGCCACUUUUCACGCCAUCAAAAUCCUCAACUGAGAGCCUCACAUAAGAUACAAUCAGAGGUAGUUGUUGUAACUUUGAAAUAUCGUGAUAAAACCUAGAUGACAACGUUACAUGGUAUGAGUUUUCACCAUUUACCAGAAUCUGUCUGUAGUUUUAUACAGGUGCUGUUCAAGACUGUGGUGUAUGUGCUGUGCACAUUUAAAUGCACAAUAAAUGAUAAAUGUUUACAG
Gallus gallus (chicken) is the source of this 3328-nucleotide messenger RNA. It is a transcript of the gene FGF4, whose product is annotated as fibroblast growth factor 4. The record is from RefSeq and is marked validated. Lineage: Eukaryota; Metazoa; Chordata; Aves; Galliformes; Phasianidae. Gene Ontology annotation, cellular component: cytoplasm. The transcript is spliced from 3 exons. Gene Ontology annotation, biological process: positive regulation of protein phosphorylation; animal organ morphogenesis; positive regulation of gene expression. The coding region runs from base 353 to 937 and encodes 194 amino acids. Gene Ontology annotation, molecular function: fibroblast growth factor receptor binding; growth factor activity.